UUUUUUUUUUUUUUUUGAAUUGAAUUGAAUAGGGCUCAGACAGUCGCACUCGCACACAAUAUUUGCAAGAGAAAGAAGUGCAUUAAUCUGAGAAGUGUCGCAAUUACGAGUCUCACUACCAUGUCUUCUCCAUCAACUACACCCAUCCGCCAUUUUUGAAUGGCCUCCAAAAUCUCUCCUCUUCCCUCAAAACUUAAGCAAUUUUCUCUCUCCACAACACAGUUCGUUUCACUCUUGGAAAGCUACACCAACACUCGAUCCCUCUCUAAAAUCAAGCAACUUCACGCUCACAUCAUCAGUACUGGUAUACUUUCUCUCUCCUCUUUCAAACCCUUUACUCUUUGCUCUAAUCUUGCUUCAAGUUAUGCUCUUUGUGGUCAUGUUGCAUAUGCAUGUAAGCUGUUCGACGAAUUGCGUCAACCAAAGUUGUUCUUGUAUAAUGCCGUUAUUAGGGCGCAUUCUCAAAGUGGUUCGCCAUUUGAGGUUCUUAAGCUUUUUGUUGAUGUAUUGUCAUCUGGGUAUUUGUUUCCUGACAAAUUUACAUACCCUUUUGUUAUUAAGGCUUGUGGAGACUUGUUGUUGCUUAAGACUGGUGUUGUGAUUCAUGGGAAAGUUAUAACUGGUGGGUUUGGUUCAAAUUUGUUUUUGUUGAAUUCUUUAUUGGCUAUGUACAUGAAUUGUGGUGCGGUUGAGAUGGCGAGGCGCGCUUUUUAUGUGAUGGGUGAGAGGGAUAUGGUGUCUUGGGCGACUAUGAUAAGUGGGCUUGUUAAGAAUGGGUGUGCUAAUGAUGCUCUAGUGAUCUUUGAUGAAAUGAUUGGUGUUGGUGCAGAGCUUAAUAGGUCUGCUGUGUUAUCUGUGUUGUCUGCUUGUGGGGAUUUAGAUGAUUUAACUUUUGGAAGAAAGGUUCAUGGGAUUGUUGAAGAGAGAGGACUACGAGAUGAUGUAUGUGUAUCUAAUGCGUUGAUUAAUAUGUAUACAAGAUGUGGUAGCAUGAAUGAUGCUAGAGAAGUGUUUGACAGGAUAAAGGAGAAAGAUGUAGUGACAUGGACCUCUUUGAUGAAAGGGUAUGUUAUGAAUGACAAUGCUAGAUAUGCAUUGAACCUUUGUAGGUUGAUGCACCUCGAAAAAGUGGUGCCUAAUUCAGUGACUAUUGCUAUGUUGCUUCAGGCUUCUGGAAGUUUGCAGGCAGUGAAACAUGGCAGGUGCUUGCAUGCUUGGGUAGUUAGGCGAAAUCUUUUCCGUGAUGCAAUAAUUGAAACCGCUUUGAUUGACAUGUAUGUGAAAUGCAAUCAUGUCUGUUAUUGCUUUUUAAUUUUUGAUCAAAGUUCACAGAAGAGAGUAGCAUCCUGGAACGCAAUGAUUUCUGCAUAUACAUAUAAUGGUUUGGCGAGUAAUGCAGUACACUGUUUUAAACAAAUGUUGCAUGAAGCAAUACGUCCUGAUGCUAUUACUUUUAGUAGUCUCCUUUGUGGUUGUUCUGAUUUAGCUGACAGACAACAAGCUUUUAGUGUUCACAGCUACAUGUUAAAAUCUGGAUUUCUCUCAGAAUACGAAGUUUUGAGGGGCCUGAUUGAUUUAUAUUCAAAAUGUGGAAGCUUGAAGUAUUCUCAGAAGAUAUUCAGUGAAGUUCCACUGGAGUGCAGAGAUAUUACUUUGUGGGGUGCACUAAUGGCUGGAUAUGGAGCACAUGGGCAUGGUGAAUAUGCAGUUUUACUUUUUAAGCGCAUGGUUCAAUCUGGAGUUAAACCGAAUGAGGUUACCUUCACCUGUGUUCUGGAUGCGUGUAGCCAUGCUGGUUUAGUAGAUGAGGGUCUUGAGCUGUUCACAUUGAUGCUCAGAACAUGCCAAAUUAAUCCCAGCAUUCAUCAUUAUACAUGUAUGAUUGAUCUUCUUGGUCGGGCUGGUCGUUUGCAAGUAGCAUAUGAUUUGAUCAUAACAAUGCCGUUUAUGCCUAAUCAUGCUGUUUGGGGUUCUUUGCUGGGUGCUUGCAUGGCACAUCAAAAUGUUGAACUUGGAGAGAUUUCGGCAAAAUUACUUUUUAUUAUGGAGCCAGAGAACAUGGGUAAUUAUGUCUUGCUGGCAAACAUAUAUGCUUCUGCAGGCAGAUGGAAAGAUGCAGAGAAUAUGCGUUCGAUUAUAGAUAAAGUUGGAUUAAGAAAGACGCCUGGUCAUAGUUUGGUCGAGGUCAAAGUCAAUUAGGUAACCUUGGAAAAAAAUGAGGAUAGGUAGGGAGCUCCUAGGGGUCCAGUGCAGUUCUUGUUUUUGAAGCUUGCUUUUGGUGUUUAGUUCUAAACCAGGCCAUCUCUUAAGAUCUGAAGCAAUUCACGAAUCAUGGCAUCUGAUAUUCUGAUCCAUGCUUGUAUAACAGUUAUCAGUUGCAGGUGCAAAUGGUUGGCGAUUCAUAGCUAAUUCUGACGUCAAGUUCUGCUUUUCAAAGAAAGCCAGUAAAAUAAUAGGAAGACCAUAUUCCAUUUUAAGCAGAGCCUAAUGGAAUUUAUGAAGUAUGAUUUAAUCGGAACAAUGGAUGUGACCGUGAUAUAAACUAGAUCACUCUGACUUGUAAAACAAAAUUCUGCAAAAGGCAGGACAGGUUUAUGUGGUGAAUUCAAUCUUGGAUUAAAAUCGUUUUCUUUGAUAAACAGCCAUUGGUGUACUUGACAAGAGUCACAGGACAACUUCGCCCGACUUUUAUCUGAUGUAAUGUACUUAUGUACUAUU
Messenger RNA from Chenopodium quinoa (quinoa), 2718 nucleotides. RefSeq names its product pentatricopeptide repeat-containing protein At5g39350-like. The transcript has 3 exons. The record is from RefSeq and is a predicted model, not a curated record. The coding region runs from base 160 to 2199 and encodes 679 amino acids. NCBI's taxonomy places the organism in Eukaryota, Viridiplantae, Streptophyta, Magnoliopsida, Caryophyllales, Amaranthaceae. Gene Ontology annotation, molecular function: protein binding; RNA binding. Gene Ontology annotation, biological process: RNA modification.